Lathyrus oleraceus (garden pea) is the source of this 1186-nucleotide messenger RNA. RefSeq lists its product as uncharacterized. The record is from RefSeq and is a predicted model, not a curated record. Bases 207 to 1052 code for a protein of 281 amino acids. The transcript has 9 exons. Lineage: Eukaryota; Viridiplantae; Streptophyta; Magnoliopsida; Fabales; Fabaceae.
AUUAUUCUCCCAUUCUAGAUAUUUCAAAUUUCAAUCCAUCGAGACCAAACGCUUUCUUUAUUCCGUUCAAACGCUAUUCGCUUUUUUUAUCCGUUUUUUUUUUGUUUUCUAUUUAAACCUCCUUCUUCUCCCUCAUUUCUCCAUUAUCUAUCUGUUCUCUGCAUUUUUCUCGCUUCCGUAACUUCCCUUUAAGCAAUAAAGUCCAAAUGGAGAACGGGCACAACUUCCAGGAAGUUUCAAACCCGAAAUAUGAUUGCCUAUUGUUUGAUAUUGAUGACACACUUUACCCUCUGAAUUCUGGAAUGUCAGCGCAUACAGCCAGAAAUAUUGAAGAGUAUAUGCUUCAAAAGCUUGGAAUGGAGGCUGAGAAAGUUCCUGAGUUGUGUAAUUCAUUAUACAAGACUUAUGGGACAACAAUGGCUGGUCUUAGGGCAAUUGGUUAUGACUUUGACUAUGAUGACUUUCAUAGUUCUGUUCAUGGGAGAUUGCCUUAUAGUCUAUUGAAACCGGACCCAGUUCUCAAGGGGAUUUUGCAAAGCUUGCCUUGUAGGAAACUGGGUUUUACGAAUGCGGACACGGGGCAUGCGAUAAGAGUGCUUAAAAGACUUGGGCUGGAGGACUGUUUUGAAAGAAUUAUAAGCUUUGAUACUCUCAAUUCCUCGGACGAUAUCAGACCUCCUGAUGACAAAAAUGGCGAAGAAAUUUUUGAUUUUUGCGAGUACACACGCCGGCCUGAUUCUGGUAUGGUGCUUCCAAAGACACCGGUUAUCUGCAAACCCUUUGAUAAUGCAUUUGAAAAGGCUUUCAAGUUGGCUGACAUUGACCCUCAAAGAACAUUGUUCUUCGAUGACAGUAUCCGCAACUUAAUGACAGCGAAACGUUUGGGCCUCCAUACGGUUGCGGUGGGUACAUCGGUGCGUAGUACAGGAGUGGAUCAUGCAUUAGAGAGUAUCCAUAAUAUCAGAGAGGCAUUUCCAGAGCUAUGGGAAGCCGAUGAGAAGAACGAGAUUGUUAACUACAAAGUUGCAAUUGAAACAACAGUAAAAGCAUAGCUUAUUUUUGUUUGUGGUGUCUUAAGUAUAGUAUAGUGGCCAUGGCACCUAAGUAAUUGUUAUGUUUUUUUUGUAUGAUUGAUCUUGUAUUACGCUUAAACCCUUUGCAUCUAUAAAGUGUCAAUUGAAACACA